AAAUUUUGAUUGCGCAUGCGCGACAAUAUGAUGUAAAAACGUGGUUGUACGUGAAAUAUCUUUUAUCCACAGGUAAAUAUUGCGGAUACAUUGCGUUAAUCGAAUGAAAUCAAGACAACGUGUUGUAUAGCUGUAAAAGUAUCAAUACUGUUUACAGUCAUGGCAGACGAAGCGAAAGUAGAAGUUAAAGAUGAUACUACAAAUGGUAACGCCAGUACCGAGAAGAAGGUGGUAGAUGAUGUGAAAGAGGAUUUAGGACCACCAAAUACUCUGGAGAAAAAGAUCAUUAGGCAGUUAGAGUACUACUUUGGAGAUACAAAUCUGCCAAGAGACAAAUUUCUUCAAGAUGAAAUGAAAAUUGAAGAUGGCUGGGUAUCUUUAGCCACAAUGACCAAAUUUAAUCGACUGAAACAACUGACGACAAAUCACAAGCUUAUUGCCACAGCCCUAAGGAAAGCUAGCUCUGGACUAAUUCAGGUCAGUAAAGACAAUGUUUUCAUCCGUCGGAAUCCAGACAUGUCGAUCCCAGAAAACACAGAAGAAAGAAGAAAUGAUUUUAAUGAGAGAUCUGCAUAUGUUAAAGGAUUUCCUUUGAAUGUUUCCCUUGAUACACUGAUUGCAUUCUUUGAGAAAAUAUCACCAGUAGACACUGUGUACAUGAGGAGAGACCAAGAAAAGAAGUUCAAGGGAUCUGUGUUUGUCACAUUUACAAAGAAGGAAGAUUGUGAUAAAUUUGUGGCUGAACCAGAGUCGAAAUAUGAAGAAUCUAUUCUGAUCAAAAAGUCAAAAACUCAGUACUUUAAAGAACGAGAGGAUGGAAAAAAACAGAAGAAAUUGGAACAGUUACGCAGGAAAAAAGAAGAUCAACAGAGAAGAGAAACAGAAGAACAACAGAAACUAGUGGACUCCAUCACAAAGGGUGCUGUUUUACACCUGACAGGCAUUGUCAGUGAGGAACUCACAAUGGAGGACUUCAGAACUCUCUUCAAUGACUAUGCCACAGUAGCAUGGGUUGACUAUGAGAAAGGGGACAGUCAGGCCUGGAUCAGAUUUAAUGAGGCCAACACUGCAAAACCAACGCUGGAAAAAGUGAAGGCGGACCAUGAUGGAAAAUUAGAACUUUUCAAAUGUGUACUAGAGGGAAGAAUUCUAGAGGGUGAUGAGGAAUUGGAUCAUUGGAGAAAAAUUUUCAAAGACAUGGCAGACAGUCGAAAUCGUUUCAAAGUAAACAGGAAAAGAAGGCAUGGGAAAGGAGGGGGAGGAGGAGGCAAGAUGAAGAGGAAGAAAGAGGACGGAGGUGAAGAUGAGGAGGAAGAUGGAGAUGAAGACGGAGAUGGCAGUGAUGGAGAAGGGGGCGAUGCUGGGGACUGAGAGCAAAAUAUGAACACUGGAUUGUGUAAUAUGGACAGGAGAGUUUUAGUUGUAUUUUACUGAAGUGAGCAGGGAGGAAACGUCAAGACAGAAACCAGUGUUUUAGUGUAGAUCUGUUUCAUGAGAACACGCAUCAUGUGAAUCUUUUCUCCUGCUGUUGCUGUCAGCCAUGAAUAUGUAACAUGUUUCUGUGUUGUACACUGAAAUGAAUUGAUUUAAUGUUCAUCAUUAUUGUUUUCUUUUAUAUCAGUUUCAUUGUAAUGAUCAUUUUAAAUGAAAUAUACAUUUGCCUACCA
Molecule: messenger RNA, 1667 nt
Organism: Ostrea edulis (European flat oyster)
Lineage: Eukaryota; Metazoa; Mollusca; Bivalvia; Ostreida; Ostreidae
Product: lupus La protein-like
Exons: 14
Coding region: 160-1371 (403 amino acids)
Biological process (GO): RNA processing; positive regulation of translation
Cellular component (GO): ribonucleoprotein complex; cytoplasmic stress granule; nucleus
Molecular function (GO): RNA binding
Source: RefSeq, a predicted model, not a curated record